AAAUUAUUGUUUUUUUUUCGUGCGGCAAUGAGCAUAAAAUCCCACAUGCAUUAAUUAUUUAAUGACAUGAGAAUUAGGUUUAGAAUGUGAAUAACAGCCUAUUAGGCCUAAUAACUAAAUCAAAGCACUGCAUGACCCUAAUGCAUUUUACCUAAAGUCAUAUCUUUUUUAUUUUUUUAUAUUAAUGAAAGCUGUGAUGGAAACAGGAAGUUUCGGGAGGCUUCAAUUUUAUAAACGCCAACAGAUAAUUUGUUCAUUGGACAUGGUGGGAUCUUUUUGUGUCGGUAAAAUUAAUUACGCGAGAAAUGGCGGUGGAAACGCCUUUAUGCGCAAAUAUUGAUUUGAUAUAAUAAUUAUCAUAUGAAAGUACAUUUUCAUGUGGCGCGCGCGCAGGGGGAAGGGGGUCCCGGGUGAAAAGGGUUGGCAUCCCCUGGUGUAGAUAAUCAUUGUAGGCAUACUAUCUAAACCGGGGGUGUCAAACUCAUUCCAUGGAGGGCAGAGUGUCUGCGGCUAUUUGUUAUUUCCUUUCAAUUAGACCUAGAGACAACCAGGUCAAGGGAGUUUCAUUCUAAUUACUAACCUUAAUUAGUUAAUCAAGUACAAGGGUGGAGCGAAAUGGGUGGAAUGAGUUUGACACGUGACCUAAACUGCUGUGAAAUAUAUAUUUUUCCAUAACCAAAAAUAUAGAAUUUUCAGCUGUUUGAAGCUGGAGUAGCCUACAAAACCGAAAGCAAAAGACGCAAAAACGAACCUUAAAACCGGGAGCCAUAGCCCACAUAAAACUGUUCUACCGCUUCUUAGUAGGAAAAAGACUGCAGUCCCCACAAGUCUUUGCGAAAUUACUAACAUGUAAAACAUCGUAGAUUUGCUUUCAAUGGGAAUGACAGUAACAAUUUACAUAUUGCAGCUUUAAGCGAAGAAGUACAUUUUGUGUGCACUACAUCCUCACGCAUGGACUUUUAUCCACAACAAGCCUGUUUGGUGGAAACACAACUGGUGGGAAAAUGUGCAUAUCUUUCUUUGUGUAUUUGAGAAUAUUCAUAUGGAAAUCUGUUGCCAAUUUGCUGGAAACCUAGCUAUCGACGUUCUUAACGAGGCUCGUCUCACAUUGGUGACCGCAGAUCAAAGCUGAGAAUGUACCAUUUGACUUUAUAAAAAAAAAAACAGUUUGCAUAUAUUUCUCAAAAAAGUAUGUAAACACUACGAGGCCACACCUAUCCUUUAUCAGUAUGCUAUAAUUUUGUUGCCAAUCUGCAGAGGUCAGAACACCAGCACCUGUGUGAAACUCGUUAGGCCAGAGCUGUAUGUGAGUAUCCCAGUCUUUAGCCAGGUGAAACAUUUUAUUUCAGUCUUGGUAUAGGAAAGCCAUCUAGAAAAGGUAGGCUAUAUAGGAAAUCAGGAGUAUGAUUUUUGGAUUUGCAUUAUAUUAUUCUAGGUUUUUUGGCAGGUUGUUGCAUGUUUUCCUCCUUUAACGUGACCAUGAGGACUGCUGAGAAUGCUCUGUUUUGCCACCUCUACAUGUUACUGCUUUUUGUAGGUUUUUGCCAAGGAAAGGACCUCUUCUUCAAUGACAAAGGACUCCUACUCCCAGAAUCCUACAAGAUUGGCUGGAUGGAGGCUAUUGAUGAUGACAAAUUAAUCUCUGACAUCACCAUACCUGGUACCCAUGACACCAUGGCUCUCUAUGGAGGCCCAGCGGCAGAGUGUCAGGCCUGGGAUUUGGGGGAUCAGCUGAGGGCCGGCAUACGCUAUCUGGACCUCAGGAUAUUCGCCUUUGAAAACAAACUCUAUGUCAUGCACUGGGUUGUCUACCAACACAAGUCGUUCUAUGAGGUCCUUGACACGAUCAGAGCAUUUUUGUCUGAAUUCAGAAGUGAGGCGGUUCUCGUUAGAGUAAAGCCUGAUUUGUUUGAUAAAGAGAAUGUUGAGGAGCUGGUUGGAAAAAUGAUUAUUGAUGAUACAGAUGUAUGGGUGAAGUCUGACAUGCCAACUAUGGCUGAGGCAAGAGGAAAGAUGAUAUUUGUACAGAAAUCCAGCUUUAAGCUGGGCAUUCCUCUCUUGGAAACAGACAGCAAAGGUGACUAUGAAGUUACUCAUAUUGCAGACAAGGAGAACAAAAUAGUGAAACACUUGACACAAGCUUCAGGUGAUUGUGGUGGGGAUUAUAUUGUUCUGAGCUACUCCAGUGGCACUGGCAUUGGCACAUUGUUGGGCAUGUUUCUAACUCCCAAGAAGGUGGCUGAAAAGAUUGACCCAUGGCUCGAUCAGUAUCUGAGACAGUUCUCCAGGGACCACAGCAGUGUAUGUUUCGGGGUGAUUGCCAUGGACUUUCCUGGUAUCGACCUCAUUCAAACAGUCAUUAAGAUCAAUGAUUGGUGAAGUGUUCACCCCUGGAAUGUUCACCCAUGGAAGUCAUGAUUAUAUUGCUUUCUGAAAUGUUAGUUGACGCAAUUAGAUUAAGUGCAGCAACAACACAUGACACAUACUAUACUUGAUUGUGCUCAUAUUGAAAAGGAGCGAGAUAGACUGACAAAGUAAAGAAUUUAGUGAUUGGAACGUAGUAUUGGCAUGCGCUCUUAAACAACAAUAAUGAAGACUUGGCACUACACGUCUUUGUACUUUGCCCCUGCUUGCUGUAUUAAAAACAAAGAAAAUCAUUAAAAUGGCAAAGAACAA
This is a messenger RNA of Oncorhynchus gorbuscha (pink salmon), 2676 nucleotides long. RefSeq names its product 1-phosphatidylinositol phosphodiesterase-like. The transcript is spliced from 3 exons. The record is from RefSeq and is a predicted model, not a curated record. Gene Ontology annotation, molecular function: phosphoric diester hydrolase activity. NCBI's taxonomy places the organism in Eukaryota, Metazoa, Chordata, Actinopteri, Salmoniformes, Salmonidae. Gene Ontology annotation, biological process: lipid metabolic process. Bases 1456 to 2379 code for a protein of 307 amino acids.